Messenger RNA from Tachysurus fulvidraco (yellow catfish), 4866 nucleotides. RefSeq names its product arginine vasopressin receptor 2a, duplicate b (gene avpr2ab). The transcript is spliced from 6 exons. The coding region runs from base 426 to 2003 and encodes 525 amino acids. The record is from RefSeq and is a predicted model, not a curated record. Lineage: Eukaryota; Metazoa; Chordata; Actinopteri; Siluriformes; Bagridae. Gene Ontology annotation, biological process: positive regulation of vasoconstriction; G protein-coupled receptor signaling pathway; regulation of systemic arterial blood pressure by vasopressin. Gene Ontology annotation, cellular component: membrane. Gene Ontology annotation, molecular function: peptide binding; vasopressin receptor activity.
GGAGCCAUUGGCGUUUAGGUAGAACACAUAAAUACAGAAGGGGAAACGCCAACAAUCGAUAGCUCAUAGUAACAUAGUCCUGUUUUUCUUUCUUUCUUCUUAUGAAGUCUUAAAAGUAACCUUAUAUGAAGUAAAACUAUGACUGAGCUUACAGUGUAACCUUCUAGUCUAUUAAUAAUAUUGUGGUGAACUGUAGCUCAAGGCACUAGAAUGAACUGGCAAGUCGGGUGUUUUGUAGACUUCGGAGAAAUUGUGAAUGAAACGAGCAGCCGAUUGGCGGCUAAAUGAAAUGUAAAGAAGCUCAGACGCUGAUGAAUAUGAAGCAAACGGACUCGGUGUUCAUUAGGACAGCGUUGUGGAUUAAACAGAGGCAUUGAGCGCUGGGACAGAGCUGCACCAGCCUACAGACUGAUAAGGCCACCGGCAUGACAGCGGCCUCCUGGGAAGUGGAUUCAGCUCAGUCCAAUCGUUCUCUGUUUAACCUGAGCAGUAGCUUCAGCAGCACUGACACUUUCUUGUGGUUGCUGCCCUCCCAGAACAGCACAGAGGUGACAUGGAGCCCCACCUCGCAGCCAGGCACAGCCAGGCUACGGGACCAGGCUCUGGCACAGGCUGAGAUCGGUGUGCUUAGCCUGGUGCUGGCACUUACCACUCUGGGCAACAGCUUUGUGCUGUGGGUGCUGCUGCGCAGGAGAAAGCACCAUGCACCUAUGCACCUCUUCAUGAUCAACCUGUGUUUGGCUGACCUCGUUGUGGCCUUCUUCCAGGUUCUGCCGCAGCUGCUGUGGGAUAUCACAGAGCGCUUCCAGGGCCCAGACGUUCUGUGCCGCUUUGUCAAGUACUUGCAGAUUGUGGGCAUGUUUGCUUCCUCGUACAUGAUUGUGGCCAUGACAAUGGACCGCCACUAUGCCAUCUGCUGCCCUCUGCAAGCGUACCGUGGAGGCAAACCUUCACGCUGGAACAUGCAUAUAAUGGUGGCCUGGGGCCUGGCCCUGACACUCAGUUUGCCACAGGUGUUCAUCUUCUCAAGGACUGAAGUGUUGCCAGGGGAGUUUGAGUGCUGGGGCCACUUUAUUGAACCAUGGGGCCUUAAAGCUUAUGUCACCUGGAUGACUAUAGCUGUGUUCAUUCUACCAGCCCUCAUCAUCACAGUGUGUCAGGUGCGUAUCUUCAGAGAGAUACACAACAAUAUCUACCUGAAGUCAGAGAGAAUGGUGACAGCAGAAUUUAAGAGAAACUCUGUGGUCUUUCAUUUCCCUCAGAAAGAAGGGCAUUAUGGGAGGCCUGUGAGAGACAGAGACUCACAAGGUAGCCAUAAUCAUCAGACUAAUAUUCAUGGAUGUCAUUGCAGUAACUCCGCCCCUACAGACCUUCAGCGUUCAUAUGACAAUCUGUCCAGCCCUGAGCCAUUUGGAAACUCCACAUAUAACCCCUGCGAUUCCUGUGACCCCUGCUCUGUGCCCCUGCCACCCACAGAAAUCUCCACAUCAACCAACCCACCCUUAGAGAAAUUCUCUCCUGAUCCAUCUGAUCCAUCUUACGCACAUGCUCUGACAGCCAAUAGUGCACGCGCUCAGUCCAGAGCCUCAUCCUUAAUGGCUGGCCAACUUUCAGGAACUCCUGAUCUCUGGCCAGAUGUGUUACCAGAUCAUCUCCCACCACCUCCCCCUGGCAUUUCUAAGGCCAUGUCAAAGACAGUGAGGAUGACUUUGGUCAUAGUGUUAGUCUACACUAUUUGUUGGUCUCCUUUCUUCAUCGUCCAGCUGUGGGCGGCCUGGGACCCGAAUCCUCCAGACCAAGGAGUAGCAUUCACCAUCCUGAUGCUGCUGGCCAGCUUGAACUCUUGCACGAAUCCCUGGAUCUACACAGCUUUUUCAAGCAGUGUGUCACGUGAGCUGCUUGCUCUGCUGCGCUGCAACGUGUCCACCCCACGCCGAGGCUCGCUGCCCGACGACUCUACUACAACACACACCUCAACCACCACUAAGGACAGUAUCUACUAACAUGCCUUCAAGCACACAUGGAUUAACCACCGGAUUCAGAUUCACCAGUACCAGUUCUCACAACGCUUAUACGAUUUAAGAUUGGCUAUGUUUAAGAGGGCAGUGCCCCAUGAGCGGCGAGCAUCAUGAAGGAGAAACGUUAUAAGUUCAGUGAUUUGAAUGUAAGCGAUGGAACAGACUUUUGCGUAUGUAUGUGUGAGAAUUUAUGUAUGUGUGUGUGAUAGUUGGGAGACGAGUCAAGAAUAAGCUGUGAGGAUGUGAGACAUUGCCAAAUGUCUGAACAGGAAAACUACUCCAGACUGGUAGAAGACCAGCCAAAGAGCAGAUGCCACUGUUUGGAACAGAACAGUGGUUGAUACUAUUGUGGACACCUGCGUCACUGCCAAACAGAUUAUUUCAGGUUACCAGAUAUGAAUGAUGUCAGAAUUACUAUAAAAGAAGUGCUGGAUGGUGCUGGGAAACCAGACUUGAGCUGAACACCAGAGUUUGUCAGAAAAUGCAGUUAGAGACAAUCUUCUCAAAACUGACAAAUUCCAUCAUGAUAAUAAUAGAGUUAACCUCACGUGGUGGACUUUGUUAUUUUUUUUAUUUCUAUUCAUUCUGGCUUGCCAGGGCAAUUUCCUUUAGCACUAGUGAAAUAUACCUGUUACUUGUUUCCUUGUUGGGAAAUUUACAGACAAGGAAGUUUUCCAUCUUGUCUCCAUGACUGUAACUCCCGCGUCACUCUCGUCCUCUUUCCCAUUCCGUCUUUUUUGGGUGGAUGAAGAGGUGGGUUCAACGUUCUAUGACCUAUACUGCUGACUAUUGUUUAUAUUUCCUUUGACAAUGCAAUGUUUGUAACAGGGAGUGAAGUGAAUAGCAGACAUGCAACCACUUGGAAGGUAAAAGGAACAGAAAUAGGCAGGAAGCUCAGCUGCUCAGCCUCCUCAAACAGGAAGAGUGAGUGCCUUUACAAUGCUGGAAUUAAGAGGAGUUGGCAGCAGGCAUGAGACAAAUGCAAGCACUUUGAUACAACAGCACAAUGAAGUGUAGCACACGGACGAGCUUAUUACAGCUGCCGUGCAUACAGAGACAGUCUCAUGUGUACUCUCUAUGACUGAUUCUCAUUCUUUAAAUAUGAAUAAUGAGCCUACCCUAGCAGUGAGUGCUGACAGCCUCCCAUCAGGGUGUUCUGAUGAUUAGAGCACAGUGCAGGACUAUGGCUCAGCAGCAGCAAAUGCACUGCAGCCUCAUAUUAAGGCUGUCUUAUGAAAGUCAAGAAGGUUCUUCCACUGAACAACGCUGAUUGAACGUGUAGCUCAUUUUGUGGUACAGUCACCCAAACAAGUUCCAGGGCUUUUUCAUAAUGUCUCAACUUCACAUGUGAACAGAAGCUUCAACCCAGGAAAAGGGAAUGCAUACUGACUUCAACAGCAGUGCAGUGCUUGAGAUUAAUAACAUCAGAGGCUGAUGAAGCCCUGCGCAUUAAUCAGCAGGACUGAAUCGAGGAUCGCCAGACCACCUGAGUCUCUUGUGAAUGGCCAGAGGACAAGUUUUUCUAGGCUACCCAUAUGGUGUUAUGAUCAUGAUUAUCAGGUGAUGAUAUUGUUGUCGUUACUCAUCAAGGAAAGGAGCAAAUGAGAAUUCUCUACUAGUUCUUAAGGAAACCGGCCUGGUGGUACUCCAUCAAUUACAAAGCCAGAGUUACGAUUUACUUUAAAAUCCAAGAAUGCAAUUAGGCAAUAUACCCAGAAAAGCACUUAUUAGCAGUAUGGAAGUGAGCUCUACUGCUUGGCUUUAGAUUUAAGUGAAAUACAUAGCAUCACUGGCAUGGUGCUCAAAAAAAAUAAUUUACAUUCACCAGUCAAUCAGGCACAUGGAUGGUUACAAGGGCAAGCUGAAGCCAAAGCAUUGUGUGAUGGUACAGACGUGCAACACAAUAUAGACUGUGUUUAUUCAAGAGGAUGCUACAGCCUACACUUUCUCAAUCUGGUGGGGCCAAUAUAGUGUACUUAUAGUUAAAAGGUUCUAUUUUACAAGAUUUUGUAUAGGACUUAAAUACAAUAUAACACUCUAAUAAUAAAUGAAAACCCACCCUGUUGUACACGUAGGACACCAUUCUAAUUAUUGCCAUUUGCAAUGAUGAAAUUCUGUGUAGCUUUUUGAAUCUGUUCAGAGCUUUGGUACUCUCAUGUAUAAUAUAAAGCCUCUGUACCAGUUCUGUUAUAAAGCAGAAUAAAGAGCAGAAAUAAUAUCUUUUACCAUAGUUUCUGCUCUACCUCCGGCCAGUUUUCUGCUCUCACAAAUGUGUUUUAUGGUUGGAAUUAGGGGACCAUUUGUAUUCUGUUCAGAACUUCUAGCAUAACUUAUUUGUAUAAAAGAAAUUACAAAUGCUCUAAUUUAACAAUAUGUCGAAGUAUUGAAAAUAUGCAUAAGUUAAUAUAUCGUACUGACAAAACCUUACCUCUGCAAAGUGCCCAUAUUAUAUGUUUUGGUUUUUUCUCAGCCUGUAGCAUCAUGUAGAUUAUUGUCACUAUAUUAAAAAAUGAUGAAAGGUAAAAACAACACUUUCCUUUAAUGGGUAGUUGUAGUGACUAACAUUUUUAUGUUAAUCAUAGCAAGUCUAUAAUGUUGAGCAGCUGUCAAUAUUUUGUUGGUAUCCUAAACUACUUGAUAUGAGAUUGAUAAGUCAUUGUGCAAAUUAACAACUGCGUGAGAAGGUUUUGUGUCUGUAUUCUGAACAUCUAUACAGUCAGUAGUCAGUGUAUAAUUAUAAACUUGUUUUUGUUUGUUUUUUGGGGGGUCUUUUCACAGAAAGAAAAUUUAUUUAAAGUUCAUACCUGAUGUAUGGUAUCUCCAUUAUUAUAAACAUUGUAAUAAAUGU